GUCUGAAUAAUUGUAUCAAUGUGAUAUUUCACCUUUUAUUUUUAAUACAUUUGCAAAAUCUUCUAAAGUCCUGUUUUCACUUUCUGGAUCAUUGAGUGUUGCUUGAUGUGCGUGGAAAAUAAUUUAAAUUCUUUUAGCAUAAGCCUGCAAAAUAACAAAACGUGGAAAAGUGAAGUGGUUUGAAUACUUUCUGUGUGCACCGUAGUUUAACUGACCAUAUCAGAUUUAUUGAACAAGCAGGUUCUGGAAAUGGGAUUGUCACAGUGAUAGAGGUUUGUUCAAUUAAGUUUUUGAAGGUAAUCCAUUUUGAUAUGCUGGAUGUUCUUUUCAUUUCCUGUCUAUCUGAAGUGGUCUUCUCCUUCUCAGGUUACCCUAGGCCAUGACUGGAGUAAGAACGAUGAAAAGCUGCUCCAGGCUGCAGAGGCAAACAAUGUUGACCGCCUGUCCAACCUCCUAAUAAAAAAAGGUCUGAAUCCUCUCAAGCUUGAUCCAGAGGGAAAGUCGGCGUUCCAUGUGUGUGCCAUGCGUGGUAGCAUUGAUUGUCUAGAAAUCUUGUUAUCUCAUGGAGUGGAUGUCACCGUCCUUGAUGGAGCAGGCCUCAGCACCUUACAUCUCGCUGCCAAGUAUGGACACCCUGAAUGUGUGAAGAGGCUCCUUCAGGAGAGCAGCCCUGUAGAUCUUACAGACACUUAUGGGAGGACAGCUCUGCAUCAUGCAGCCAUAUGUGGCUCCCUAUCCUGUAUAUACACCCUCUGUGAUUUUAAAGCUGCUGUUAACACUAAAGAUGGGAAUGGAGCCACAUCACUUAUCCUAGCUGCUCACAUGAGCCGAUCUGAGCUUUGUGGCUUUUUGAUUGAGCAAGGUGCAAAGGUGGAUGCUCAAGAUCUUCAGGGAAGGACAGCCCUCAUGUUGGCAUGUGAGAAUGACAGUCUGGAGACUGUGGAUCUCCUGUUGCGGGCUGGAGCUGAUGCAAAGAUCACCGACCAUCUCGGCCAUAGCGCUGUCCAUUACAGCAUGGCUACAGGAAAUGAGGCUGUCCUGCACCUCCUCAAGUCUCAGCCCAUCCAAUCUCCCCAGAGCAGCGGUAAACCAGGAAUGUCUGACACAAAAAUUUACUUGUGGCAGGCUAAAGAAUUCUGUCAGUUGCUUUUAUUGAACAAAGUGGAACUACUACUGAAUAAAAUUAAUUUUUUCUCUUUUUUUUGUGCUCUUCCUGUGAAAGCAGAAAAGGAUUUCAAGAUUCCAAAGGCAUCCCCACAUGUAGGAUCUGAGAAAGGCACACCCCGUAAAAGGAAAGCCCCUCCACCUCCACAGGUGGUAAUCACUCCUUCCCCAGAUCCCCCAGCCCCUGCAAAAGAAGAUCUUCCAGUACAGACAAAUAAGGGAGAAGAUGAAGAAGUGUUUGAGGAAAUCCGCAGGUUGAGACAGGAGCGUGCACGCCUGUUGCAGAAGAUUAAAAGCCUGGAACAACUCUGCCAGUCUGCCCAGCAACAAGAGAGCCGCAUGACAAGCCUGGAGGAGGAGUUGGGAGCCCUUCAAGAAAUGCUGAAGCUCAAAGAGCAGGAGAAUGAAGUUUUAUCAGCCCAGGUAUCUGAGCUACACGGAAGAGUGCAGAAUGCUGGAGAUGAAGAUACAGAGAGUCAGGAUUCUCAGGAUGUGGACGAUCUGCUGGAGUUCCCAGGGGCAGAGAAGCUCCUGUCCAGGAUGUCACGAACUUCUGAUGAUGAUAUCUUGUCAAGUCUGCAGAAAGAAGUGGACCUUCUAAAUCAGGAGAAUAAGGAUCUGCAGGAGAAAGUGAAGAUGCUGGAAAUGUAUGAAAAGGAUGACACAAACAUGGAGAUGUCAUCUGGCGAGGACUUCAUACCUGUUACACUCUAUGACUCCCUGAAGCAGGAGAUGGACCAACUGCAAGACCUCUAUAAGCAGGCCCAGUGUGAAGUGACAGCUCUGCAGGAGCUGGGCACCACAGAGAAUGCUGGGGACGUGGCCACACUGAAACAAGAGUAUGAGGCUCGCAUACAACAAUUGGAAGCAGCUCUUGCUGAGGCUCAGAAGAGUGAGACUCCAAAUGUGGGCGAUGAGAGCCUUGUGACCAAAUAUGAAGAGACUCUUGCUGAACUUGAGAGACUACAGGAACAGGUCAAGAUGUCAGAAAACAACAGCCACUCACCAAAUAGUGAGGUGCUAGAAGAAGGCAAGUCGCAAAUCAGUGGGCUUUCUGAAAAGCUCGUUGAAAAAGAACAGAUGAUGGAGGAGCUGGAAAAGAAGGUGAAGGAGCUCCAGAUGGAGAUGACCCACAUGGUCUCUCUGGAAGAGUAUGAAGAAAUGAAACUAAGCCUCAACUACAAUCUGGAAGAAAUCUCUCGGGAGCGGGCAGCUCUGGCAGAAAGUCGCAACACUGCCCUUUUGGAAAUUGAGAAGAUGAAGUCUCAAAAGAGUACCAAGGAUGAAGAAGAGGAUGAGGAGGAGGGCCAGGAGAAGGAAGAUGUGUCAGAGACACUAGCUGUUGCUUCUUCAGUGCAGGAAGUUGCUGUUUUAGAAGCUGAACUCAAAGAGAUGAAAAAUCUACUGGAGGAGACACAGAAGAACGUGCAGGCUGAGAAAGAGAGCCUGACCAAGGAAAUUCGUGACCUACAGGAUCAGCUGCAGUCUCAGUACAUCCACAAGGCUGAAUAUGAGAAGCUGCAGUCUAAACUUUCCACACAGCUGCAGGAAUCCAGCAGGACUCUACAGGAACUGAGAGAUGAGCUGGGGCGAGCACAACAAGAUAACAACAAGCUGCUGAGGGAUGUGGACAGUCUGAAGCGGGAGUCAGUCCCUAAAGCUGAGCACCUACAGAUUAAGGAGUCUCUGGAGAAGAAAGUCCAGCAGUUUACCCAAGAGCAGGCCUCACUGGACACAGAGCUGACCAAGCUACGGGAGCAGAAGGAAGGCAGUGUGUCUAAGGAAGAGCACGAACAGACGAGGUGUUCCCUGCAGGUGGAGGUGAACACUUUGACGGCAAGACUGAGUGAACUGACCCGCAAGCACGAGAAGACAUGCACCGAGGUCUUCCAAGUGCAGCGGGAGGCUCUCUUUAUGAAAAGUGAAAAGCACGCAGCAGAGGCCCAGCUUGCCACCGUGGAGAAGCAGCUGAGUGACCUAAAGGCUGAGUCGGGCCGCGUUCACGAGCUGCACAAGAACAUUGAGGAAUCUAACAGCCUGGUCAAAGAGCGGGAUCGCAAGAUAACAGAGCUAUCCAAGGAGGUGUUUAAACUCAAGGAAGCGCUGGGGACCUUGUCAAACCCUCUGACCCCCAUAUGCAAACAGAUCCCUGCCCGGGCAGACCACCAUGAAUUGGAGACUCUCAAGAGCCGUGUUAGUGUGCUGCAGGGUCAGAUACAGGAAUGUGAGAAAAAGCACCUGUCAGUGGUAUCUGUAUAUCGAGCUCAUUUGCUCUCUGCUGUUCAGGGACGGAUGGAUGAGGAAGUGCGAGUUUUGCUGUUGCAGAUACUACGGAUGCAUCAGUUGGGGGGAUUUGCCCACUGAAAGACUUUCUACACACACACACUCACACACACACCAAGUCAUGUGUUCAGUAGCCCUCUUACAUUUGCACAAACAUCUCCUUAGACUGUCAUUUAUGGAGGCUCUUUAACUUAAGAUUUGUACUCACUUAGAAGACCAAAAGGACCCGAGGGCACCAGCCUGAUCAUUAAAAUAUAAUUAGGACACAGAUAUUAAAAAGUAGGGGAGAACAUUCAGUCCAUGAAGCUGGUUCUCUAAUAGCUGCUGUGUCUGACUGAUUCAUUGAUUGCUAUUUUGUCCAGUUAGCUCUUAAGUCACCUUCAGCUACAUGAAUAUUCCAUAUUCCCAUGAAGGACCACAUAGAAGACUAAUACCCAGCAGUCCUCACUCUGGAGAUGAUGACCUGAAGAUCGGCACCUAAUUGAGCAUAAAUCUGGAGAACAAUGACCUGUUGCUGCUCAGGUAAGGGACAUGUGACCAGGAAAACAAAGAACAGCAAUCUGAAAAGAGUGACUUUUUGGUCCCCAGCUAACAGAUCACCUCCCUGGAAAGCAUCUCCCUGGAGCUCAAUGAUCAUGAAGGAUAAGUUUGGUAUUUUUCAAUACCAAUAGCAGUCAUACCACCUGCACUUCAGAAGAUGUCCACCACCUGAAGCUAAGCAUGUUUGGGCCAGGCCAAGACCAACCAGGAAAAGACUGGGUCGCUGCUGUUAGAAGAGGUGAGGCCAGCAGGGGGCACUUACCCUCUUGUCUGAAAGUGGACCCCAAUGCCCCAGUGCAGUAGUGGGGACACUGUGUUGUUAAAAAUGGUGCCGUCCUUCAGAUGAUGAGUAAAAUGAGGUCCUGACUCUCUGUGGUCAUAAAAGAUCACUGGGUAUCCUUCACAAACAGAAGAGUGUAUCCUGAUGUCCUGGUUAAACUGUCCUCCAUGGCCUGGUCAUUUUGCCCCCCUA
Messenger RNA from Erpetoichthys calabaricus (reedfish), 4459 nucleotides. It is a transcript of the gene ankrd24, whose product is annotated as ankyrin repeat domain 24. Gene Ontology annotation, molecular function: actin binding. The record is from RefSeq and is a predicted model, not a curated record. The coding region runs from base 319 to 3528 and encodes 1069 amino acids. The transcript has 21 exons. Lineage: Eukaryota; Metazoa; Chordata; Cladistia; Polypteriformes; Polypteridae.